AUGGAUUCUAAUAGAUUUUCAUUCUCAGAACCAUUUCUAUCACACAGAAGAAAGCUUUUUUCUGAGUUUAGUUUAUGUGUUGGAGCUUCUUUGCUUUUGUGUUCUCUUUUCUUUUUUAGUAACUCACUCAAAGUUCCUAAAAAUUCUGUCUUUCUUUCUGUUUUCAAUACUUCUAACAUAAACUCUUCAUUUGUUUCACACCCUUUUUCUUUAGAUAGUACUAAUCACUCUUGUUUAUCUCAGAAUAAUGUUUCUGAGAACCCUCUUAAGAGAGUUGAAGAAGGUAGUGUUGUUUUUGGUGGAACACUUGGUGACAUGAUGCAGAACUCUACUUUUAUGAGUUCUAAUGUGACCCGUAAUGAUGAUUUAUACAAUGGAAAUACUAGUGUUGUUGAGGUAAGGAAUGAAGGGGAUUUUGUUAGGGAUAAGAAUGUGAGUUUGAUCACUCAUAGUGAUGAUGAUGAACAAAUGGAGAAUAUGGAGGUUGGUUUUUUAGAUGAAAAGUGUGAUAUCUUUGAUGGAAAAUGGAUAAGAGAUUAUUCAAAACCAUAUUAUCCUUUAGGUUCUUGUCCCUUCAUUGAUAGAGAUUUUAACUGCCACCUUAAUGGGAGGAUUGAUCUUGAAUAUGUUAAAUGGAAGUGGAAGCCAAAUAAAUGUCACAUUCCAAGUUUGAAUGCAACUGAUUUUCUGGAGAGGUUACGCGGUCGGAGACUUGUUUUUGUUGGAGAUUCGUUGAACAGGAAUAUGUGGGAGUCUCUUGUUUGUAUACUUCGACAAAGCGUCCGGAACAAGAAACGUGUUUUUGAAAUUUCGGGGAAAAGAGAAUUUAAGAAGAAAGGUGUCUAUGCUUUUAGAUUUGAGGAUUACAAUUGUUCGGUUGAUUUUGUUGCUUCACCGUUUCUUGUUCGAGAAUCGAGUUUCAAAGGCAAAAAUGGCUCAUUUGAGACAUUGAGAUUGGAUUUGAUGGAUCACACAACUACAAGGUAUCAGGAUGCUAAUAUUUUAGUCUUCAAUACAGGCCAUUGGUGGACACAUGAUAAAACAUCGAAAGGAGAAGAUUAUUAUCAAGAAGGAAAUCAUGUACAUCCAAGACUCAAGGCUUUGGACGCUUAUACUCGGGCUUUAACCACUUGGGCUAAGUGGGUGGACCGAAAAAUUAACGCGAACGAAACGCAGGUUUUCUUUAGAGGAUACUCAUUUACUCAUUUCUGGGGUGGACAAUGGAACUCAGGAGGACAAUGCCACAAAGAAACGGAACCGAUAUAUAACAAAACUUAUUUACAAAAGUAUCCUUCAAAAAUGCGCGCGGCAGAGCAUGUCAUUGAGAAUAUGAAAACCGAAGUGGUGUAUAUGAACAUAAGUAGACUUACAGAUUACAGAAAAGACGGACAUCCUUCAGUAUACCGGAAAGAUUAUAAGACAACGAUGAUGAAGAACUCUUCUUCGCUAUACGAAGAUUGCAGCCAUUGGUGCUUGCCUGGCGUACCAGAUACUUGGAAUGAAUUGUUAUAUGUCUCUCUCUUAAAAUAUGGAAAGGGAACUUGGAAAGUAUGA
Messenger RNA from Lathyrus sativus (Indian pea), 1554 nucleotides. The record is from the annotation of a GenBank genome assembly. Lineage: Eukaryota; Viridiplantae; Streptophyta; Magnoliopsida; Fabales; Fabaceae.